This is a messenger RNA of [Candida] anglica, 1839 nucleotides long. NCBI's taxonomy places the organism in Eukaryota, Fungi, Ascomycota, Pichiomycetes, Serinales, Debaryomycetaceae. The record is from the annotation of a GenBank genome assembly.
AUGUACUUUUCAAACCCUGUCUCCUACAACAAAUUCUUUGAAAUGUUGGAGUACCCCGAGAAGGCUGACCCUCAGGACUUGGACACCAAGGCACCUUCAUACCCACUGAAGUUGGAGUAUCAUUCAUCGUCGCACCCCCAUGAUUUGUACUCGCAGUAUGCAGGCGCGGCCGCGGCCGCGACUUCAACCGUUGGCGUCGGCGUUGGCGGCAUCGGCGGCAUCAACGGCGGAGUUUCCGGCGCUACGUCCCAUAACGGCGGCAUCAUACCCGCGUACAGUUUCCACCCGUCGAACCCCGGGAUGGUGGCGUCUGCCAGCCAUGGUGGCAGUGAGACCACCUCCUACAAUAACAGUCCUCAGAUUCAUUAUAAUCCUAAUCCAAACACCCUGGGGAUUUCGGUUGCGGCUGCAAACAAUUUCAAUUACCCUUCCUCUGGGAAGGAUCUAUUCUAUUUACAAAGUUUUAAUAAUAGUGCCAUGUUCAAUACUACUGCUGCCGCCGCUGCUGCCUCCGGCACUGUCCCGGGCCCGGGCCUGGGCUCCGAUCCAACCUACACUAAUAAUAAUCUUGCCGUACUCUCCGGUAAUGGAUCACAGUACCCGAUGGUGUCGCAGCAUAUCCCUUUAGCUCUCCCCACGUUGAUGGGUCCAGGCAGCGUGGCCGCAGCAGCUGCAGCAGCAGCUGCAACAGCAGCCGCUACUGCCGUUAGCACCGGCACCGGCUCCUCCGCCGGUGUAUCAUCCUCGACGGGAACCCCCUUGGUUGGCGGCAUUUCUAGCGACUACUCCGAUUACUCCCACCCAUCGACCCUUGACUACUACAGCAAGCCCUCACCACGACUCCAACCCUCCGAGUAUGACCCUCGAACCCAGCUCAACUCGAUGAAUGCUCCCUUGACCAAGAUCAAGUUGGAACAUCAUCAGUACCAACAACAAGAAGUCCUGCAACAACAACAACAACAACAACAAGAUCAACCACGUUAUUCGAGCCAAUACCAACUUUCUACUGGUGGAGGCGGAAGACGAUUCCGAGUCAUCCGGGGGAUGUCUGCUGGUGGAUCCACCAGUAAGCCCCCCAAAGUGUCACCCAAUUGCACCAGUGACUUUCAACCAGUGGAGUUGGAAAUCAUUGAUGGGACCGUGGAGGACAUUUGUUUCCCGAAAUGGAACUACGAGGAGAAGCUGGAUCGUCGAAGAAUCGUCAGGAUUGAACGUACUCAAGAAGGAUCAAAACUUGUUGCCAAAUUCCUGAUUGUCGGAUCUGCCGCGGAGCAUCCGGUCCCGGUCCCCGCCACCAACCCCAACGUUGAUGUCAUUGAAGUAUCUUGUUUGGAAUGUUCUAUCCGUAACGAUUAUUAUGGUGAUGAGGAGACUCAAGACAGUGAUGAUGGUGGAGGACAUAGUCCUAAAUCGAUGGCUAAUGGUGGCGGCGGAGGAAGUCGCAGUUCCUUCCAAGACGAGCUUGGCUACCGCCACCAAUACUACAUCACGUCAGUGGAAGUGGUUGGCAUUGUUGAGCUUUUGAUUGGAACCCAAUUGAAAGACCCAGCAGAACGGAGGAAAGAACGAGGCCGGGUGAGAUCGAACUUGGUGCCGUUCUGGUCCAAGAAGCCGAUCAGUUCACGUGAGACCGAGGAGUCCCUCCAGGGCAGCGAUUUCCGGUGGGAAUUGGCCAAACGGAUCAUGGGCUACGAGAUGAGGAAGCCCCGAGGCUUCGACAAGGAGGUUCGGAUCUUGCGCUGGGACAAGUUGAUCCCGGCGUUGAAACGAGCACUCCAGAGUUACUACACGGAGAUCCCACGCGAUGGACCAGCUCCCGCGCCCCACUACUACGGAUGA